GCGGGCCACAGUUUUAUGGAGCGCCCAUCUUGCUACAGCCAUGACGUAAAGGAACGCAACUUUGGUGCCAGUUUAGAGAGAGCUAGGUGGCACCUGGCUAAAUUUAGCUGCUGAAUAACAGGCUUCAAAAUGUUGCAGUUUUUGGUUGGGUUCACGUUGGGUAAUGUGGUCGGGAUGUAUCUUGCUCAGAACUACGACGUCCCCAAUAUUUCAAAGAAGAUUGAAGACUUCAAGAAAGACGUGGAAGCAAAGAAAAAACCCCCAGAGUGAUGGAAGAAGGAGAAAAUUAUUCCAAGCACUUAUACCAAGAUUUGAGAGGGAUGACAUGGUACAAUAAAGAAGGAUACCUUCAACAGUGUGCAGGAUAGUGUUUUUGCCUGUUUGGCCAUAUGAGUCUAUGCAGAAGCACAGCUUUCAUAGGAAAAAGUAACUAAAGAUGGAACACUGAGCGCUAAUCAGUAUCUGUGGACCAUUUGUUACAAGUCUGGCUGCGACUUUUGUAAGUGUUGUGUCAAAGAUGACUUUAUACAGCCUUCAAAUGUAGAAGUGAAUUCAAGGAAAGCUUAUAGAAAAUUGGUACAACAUUUUUCAUAUUUGUGGUUGCUUUUACUGGAGAGAAUGGAAAUUUGGUGAAAUAUAAAUUAGGUUAUUUUUAAUAUUUACUUUUGCAGAGUUAUAGAAGUUAUCAUACUGCCAAGGAGAGGUGCGAUGUUUAAAUUAAUUGCCAGAAUCUUAUUUUGAACCUCUUAUUUGGAAAAACCCCUGUCAGCUUUUUAAAUGUUAUUAGUUUAAUAAAGCAUUUUGAAUUCUU
Molecule: messenger RNA, 811 nt
Organism: Anguilla rostrata (American eel)
Lineage: Eukaryota; Metazoa; Chordata; Actinopteri; Anguilliformes; Anguillidae
Gene: stmp1
Product: short transmembrane mitochondrial protein 1
Exons: 3
Coding region: 130-270 (46 amino acids)
Source: RefSeq, a predicted model, not a curated record